AUGACAGCCUUGUGUGUUUGGUUAUUCUUGGUCCUUUGGGUGGCGGGUCCGGACAGGACAGCAGCUGCAGCGGCGGUGAGUCACAAACUGAACGACUCCUCACUUUGGGGGGAGGAGAAGAUACUGUCGUUCAGUGUGAACGCCUCGUCGGGACAAGCGGACAAGCGGACGUCGGACUUUUUCAUCCUGGACUUUGACGAGGGGACGCUGGCCGACUGGCGCUCUCUGGCCGGUAAGCGGCACGGAGGAGAGGCGCAGGAGGGGGGCAUCAAAGCCCUGCUGGUGGCCGCCUAUUCUCUCAUCAUCGUUAUCUCGCUGUUCGGAAACACCCUGGUGUGCCAUGUGGUGGCCAAAAACAAGCGCACCCAGUCCGCCACCAGCCUGUUCAUUGUGAACCUCGCCGUGGCUGACAUCCUCAUCACCGUCCUCAACACACCGUUCACCCUGGUCCGCUUCUUGAACAGCACCUGGGUGUUUGGCAGGGGUAUGUGCCAUGUCAGCCGCUUUGUGCAGUACUGCUCCCUGCACGUCUCCACUCUCACUCUCACUGCCAUAGCACUGGAUCGACGACAGGUGAUUUUACAUCCUCUGAGACCACGCAUGUCCCAUGUGCAAGGUGCUGUUUGGGUAGCUGUCAUCUGGAUCAUGGCCAGCUGCUUCUCUCUCCCGCAUGCCAUCUACCAAAAACUCCUGACUUUUACAUACAGUGAGGAGAAGGAGCGCAGUCUUUGUGUUCCAGACUUCCCAGAGCCAUCAGAUGUCUACUGGCAGUACAUUGACCUCCUUACCUUCAUCCUGCUGUAUGUGCUGCCACUCCUCAUCAUCAGUGCUGCUUACACCACAGUAGCCCACCGCCUAUGGCGCCAUAACGCCAUUGGUGACACCACCAUAGCCCAGAAUGCAACCCAGAGACGAAAACGCCGGCGGACCUUGGCCAUGCUGCUCCUGGUGGUCGGGGUGUUUGCUGUCUGCUGGUUCCCUCUCAACUGCUAUGUGGUGCUGCUUUCUAGCCAGGCCAUUCAGUCGUCCAACACCCUGUACUUCUGCUUUCACUGGCUGGCGAUGAGCUCCACCUGCUAUAACCCCUUCAUCUACUGCUGUCUGAAUCCCACUUUCCGGCAGGAGCUCAGGCUGCUGCUGGCCAUGUGCAGGAGAAGACGGAGGGCAGGGGUCGAGUUAGAGCGGGAGCUCUGCGCCGCGGCCCCCUGCGCUCCCUGCCACAGAACAGCCUGGCCUGACAACCAGGCGUCGCCCAGGCCGAGCCAUGUUUCCUCACACCCGAGCCACAUCUCCUCACAGCGGAGCCAUGCCUCCUCCAGUCAGUCCCACACCCUGAAAGAGACACAUGUGCUGUUCACUGCCAGGCAGGCCCUCUCAGGCAGAACUGACAUUCUCUCAGUGGAGCCAAUCGUGACUGUGAGCUAA
Messenger RNA from Myripristis murdjan (pinecone soldierfish), 1425 nucleotides. RefSeq names its product probable G-protein coupled receptor 83. Gene Ontology annotation, molecular function: neuropeptide Y receptor activity. The transcript is spliced from 4 exons. Gene Ontology annotation, biological process: neuropeptide signaling pathway. The record is from RefSeq and is a predicted model, not a curated record. Gene Ontology annotation, cellular component: plasma membrane. Bases 1 to 1425 code for a protein of 474 amino acids. Lineage: Eukaryota; Metazoa; Chordata; Actinopteri; Holocentriformes; Holocentridae.